CCUUGCCCAUUGGGCACAGCUGGGGCCAGUAUAAAAGAGGUGCAGAGGAGUGGGAGGGAUCCUGGAGACCCUGAGGCCAUAAGGGAAACUGAGGCGCGCACACAGGUGUCCAUGGCGGGCUGGGUGCUGUGCGUGACGCUGGUGCUGGCAGCGCUGGCAGGGGCGGCGGGCGAGACCCGCUACGAGAAGUUCCUGCGGCAGCACGUGGACAGCCCCCGGACGUCCACGCUGGCGGCGCACCGCUACUGCGAGACCAUGCUGGCGCGGCGCCGCGUGACGGCCCCGGGCAGGCCCUGCAAGCCCUCCAACACCUUCGUGCACGCCCCGGCCGCCGAGCUGGUGGCCGCCUGCUCCCAGGCGCCCGACCCCGAGACAGGGUUCCAGAGCACGCCGAGCGCCCUGAGCCUGACGGCGUGCCGCCUGCGCGGCGGGGACACGCGGCCGCCCUGCGCCUACCGCGCCCGCCAGGCCCAGCAGCACGUGCGCGUGGCCUGCCGCGACGGGCUGCCCGUGCACCUGGCGGGCACCUACACGGCCCCGCAGUGAGGCCUGCCGUGGCGGGCCCCUGGAUCCUCCCUCCUGGCAGGGGCUCUGCUAGUGCUGCCAAUAAAGGACGUGUCGCAGGCCUGGGCUCCA
Messenger RNA from Haemorhous mexicanus (house finch), 636 nucleotides. Its product is annotated as ribonuclease CL2-like. Lineage: Eukaryota; Metazoa; Chordata; Aves; Passeriformes; Fringillidae. Bases 112 to 546 code for a protein of 144 amino acids. The record is from RefSeq and is a predicted model, not a curated record. The transcript has 2 exons. Gene Ontology annotation, molecular function: nucleic acid binding.